AUGGCGACCCAAGCAGCGCUGAUUGCCGAUACAAUCGUUGGCAUGAAGCGGGCGCUACGCAGAGAGCGUGAGGAUUCGGGCCCGGACGAUGCCAUUACCCAGCCGACGAAUCGCGGUAAUAAGAUGAAGGCGAACGCGAAGUAUGUCCGUGAAGGUGCAUUAGGAUAUAUAAACGCAGAGGAAUUCUACAAAGAGAAAAUCGAGCAUGCCGGUUACACACGUCAUAUUUUGCAGCACAAUCCGAUUCGCUACGACUCGGAGGGAGAGGAGCUCUACGAGGAGGAUGAAGAUUCUGAAGCUGAUGCGGCGGCCGCAGAAGAGAACCCGUUUUCGGGGAUCGCGUUAGAGACGCUGCUAUGCCCUCUCAAACACCCCUCCGAACUACCCGUCCACCCGUCGCUGUCUCACCCGUACACUUCCCAGGCUCUUGAGCAGAUGACACAAGCCGUCGAGGAAAAGUUACGUCAAGAGAAAGCUCUCCUGUGGCGUGCAAGAAAUCUGCAUCGGAAGUUCCUUGGCGAUGGCAGUUGGAUGCCCUGCGGCCUCGUUGAGAUACCCGAUGAUCGUUACAUCUUUGAACCUCGGAUCGUGGAGGACACUAGAACUGUGUCUGCUGGACAACAGAGGCAAAGUGCUCUCGGGACGCCAUCUGCCAGCAGCGAUAUGAAUGGGCCGCAAGAUGUGCUUUCCACGACGGCCCUUGGGAAAGAGGGACAGGCCACACAUAGUGCGGCAGAGGAACGCCGUGUCGGGGAGGGCGAUGUUGAGAUGACUGAAGUCCCCGCGGCCUCUGGGGGAAUAAUGGCAGUCAGCAAUGACUCCCAUGAGCCAGUCACGGAAUUCAAAUCCGAAGAAACCGACGCUAUGGUCAAGGACCUUCCUCAGCAUCCCGCCGAAGAAUCUGACAAAACAAGCGAGAACAAUACUGCGAGUGCACGCAAUGGGCUUGCCGAAAGGCAGGAGGAGAUGGCAACCUCUAAGGAGGCAGUCAAGACAAACGGAGAGCAUACACAUUACAACGAAGCCAACGAAGACGAGAACGAACAAGAUACCGAAAUGCAUGACGGCUCCUCGCCAGAACCGCCUCGCCGGAUGACGACCCGAGCCCAAGCCAACGCGAAUAACCCCUCUGAUGACAAUCAGUCCCCGUCACUAUCUGCCGACAACUCCAGCUUCCUCCAAACUCCCCACCCACUCUUCGUCAUUCCGGAGACCGUGCGUCCCGACGCUAACUUUGGUCUUCCUCCGGGUGAAGCAGAGGAGACUCGCCGCCUGUUGUGGUCAUAUAUCCAGAAGCAAGAAGAAACCGUGCGGGGCUUCGAGCAUAUGCUUGAAUCCCUGCUACGAGCUUCCCACAUGAAGGCCGAUGUAUUGGAAUGGUGCAAGGCCGAGGGUCAUGUGGGCGAGAUGAGUGACGGCGAGGACUGGUACGACCGAGAGAAAUGGGGUCUCGCCGAGGGCGAGGAUCUCAAGAAGGGCACUGACGAGGACGAAGUCGAGACUGUCGACGAGAGUCGGACAGCAGCGAAAAGAGGCCGCGGCCGGCGACAGUAA
Penicillium daleae is the source of this 1554-nucleotide messenger RNA. RefSeq names its product RXT2 domain-containing protein. The transcript is spliced from 4 exons. The coding region runs from base 1 to 1554 and encodes 517 amino acids. NCBI's taxonomy places the organism in Eukaryota, Fungi, Ascomycota, Eurotiomycetes, Eurotiales, Aspergillaceae. Gene Ontology annotation, cellular component: cytosol; Rpd3L complex. The record is from RefSeq and is a predicted model, not a curated record. Gene Ontology annotation, biological process: negative regulation of rDNA heterochromatin formation; negative regulation of silent mating-type cassette heterochromatin formation.